Rosa rugosa (rugosa rose) is the source of this 1879-nucleotide messenger RNA. Its product is annotated as F-box/LRR-repeat protein At1g67190. Lineage: Eukaryota; Viridiplantae; Streptophyta; Magnoliopsida; Rosales; Rosaceae. The coding region runs from base 316 to 1575 and encodes 419 amino acids. Gene Ontology annotation, molecular function: protein binding. The transcript has 2 exons. The record is from RefSeq and is a predicted model, not a curated record.
UCCCACGUGAGCAAAGACCACUAUUCUCUGAGUUCCGCCCAUGUUAGACGCAGACCUUCCUUCCCCCAAUUCUCAUUUUCUUUCACCCAUUCAAAUUCUACAUUUCGAUCGAUUCUUCUCUCCCUGGAAUUGAAUUGAUUCUCGCAACUUUCGAAUUUCGAUUAUGGUCGUCAGAUGAUAGGCUUAGGAAAUAUCAGUGCUCAGUUGUGUGGUGUGGAGUCAUUUGAAGCUGGUUUUUUUAAAUUUCAUGGGUGUUAUUGAGCUUGGCAACUACUAGCUUCCCUCCAUCUUCAGUUGGUGGUGAUUUUGUUGGGUAUGGUUCGUAUGGAGCACCUUCCGGUGGAAGUCAUAGGUAACAUACUAUCGCGGCUUAGAGCUGCCCGAGAUGUGGUUAUUGCAUCCGCAACUUGCAAGAAGUGGAGAGAGGCUUGGCGGAAUCACCUCCACACUCUGUCUUUCAAUUCCAGUGAUUGGUCUGUCUAUCAUGAUCUCACAACGAGUAGAUUGGAAAUUCUGAUAACUCAAACCAUAUUCCAAACCACUGCUUUGCAGUGUUUAUCAAUUUUUAUGGAUGAUGUUGAUGAGUUCUCAGCUGCCCCAGUGAUUGCUUGGCUCAUGUAUACGCGGGACACCUUGCGACAACUGCAUUAUAAUGUGCGGACAACCCCAAAUGUUAAUAUCAUUGAGAAAUGCAGUCGGCAGAAGCUUGAAGUCUUGGCCUUGGCUCAUAAUUCUGUAACAGGUGUUGAACCUAGUUAUCAGAAGUUUCCGUGCUUGAAGUCACUUUCCUUGAGUUAUGUCAGCAUCUCAGCAUUGGAUUUGAGCCUUUUACUCACUGCAUGUCCAAAACUCACCAGUUUGUCUCUUAUUAAUCCUGAUAUAGCAAUGUCGGAUGCACAGGCAACAAUGAAACUUAGCAGUGCGUCAUUGAAAGAUAUCUAUGUUGAAGCAGUCAGUUUGGAUAAUUUCAUAUUGGAGGCUGAUACCCUUGAGAAUCUGCACUUGAAAGAUUGUACCUUGGAGCUUUUUGAGCUUAUUGGUAAGGGGUCAUUGAAGGAAUUGAAGAUUGAUGAUGUUAGCGUGCUCCAUCUCGAUAUUGGUGAGAACACUGAGAAUCUUCAGAUUGUGGAUGUCAGCAGCUUCACAAUCAUGUGGCCAAAGUUCUAUAACAUGAUCUCUAAGUCAUCAAAUUUAAGGAGGCUUCGGCUAUGGGGUGUUGUGUUUGAUGAUGAGGAUGAGGUUGUGGAUUUGGAGAAUGUUUCUGUUUGCUUCCCACUGUUAAGCCACCUAUCCCUAAGUUAUGAUUUAAGAGAUGUUUGUGGCUUGCAGGGGACAUCUCAUUUGGAGAAUGUGGUUGUGUUAGAACUUGGAUGGACUAUAAUCAGUGAGCUCUUCUCUGAAUGGGUAGCAGGACUUAUAGAGAGAUGCCCUAAGUUGAGGAAGUUGGUCAUUUAUGGGGUUGUUUCAGAAGCCAAAUCCCCUGAAGAAUGCCAAACUUUGGCAAACUUCACUUCGGCCAUUGUCCGGCUGAUGAGAAAAUAUAUGCAUGUGGAGAUUCAGUUUGAAUAUGAGUAGAACUGCUGCUCAUCCAUUCAUGGCUUUCCAAUUUUUGCUCAGCCUGAUCUGUCCAACAAGGUACAUGGCACUUUUGAGGAUUCAUAUCACCCUCAUGUAAAUGUGCCUCGUAUUUUCUAAAAUGCUGAGCAGAUGAAACUUUAAAGAUUGUUUAAAAAUCAGUUUUGGCUGUUUAUGUCAGGCUUGUACUUGUUUCAGAAUAUUCAAAGGGGAUUUUCAUAUCAAAGAUUGUUUUCUGCUAGUUUUUGCUUGUACUCGUUUCAGAAUAUUUAAAUGGAAUUUUCAUAUCAGAGAAUGUUUUCUA